AUGACGGAGAAGCCUACAGUUGGCCGGCACAUAUUUGAGUGCUGCCAGCUGCUCACAUACCACCCCUAUUCCUGUCCCAGGACCUCGCAGUGCCACCGACGACUUCAUUUGCUUCGCUGUUUUCUGAGACUCCGGCUCUACGAGGCCCUGAGGGCGAGGGCUCACCUCUUCGAUGCCAGCGCGGCCCUGCGGAACAAAGCGCACUUCUGCCGCCGGCACAUGCUGGGCAAGUGCCCACACCGUGACUGCUGGUCCACCUGCACCCUUUCCCACGAUAUCCACACCCCCAUCAACAUCCAAGUUCUGAAAAAACAUGGGCUUUUUGGCCUCAACGAAGCCCAGCUUCGGGUCCUGCUUUUACAGAACGACCCCUGCCUUUUGCCUGAGGUUUGUCUGCUGUACAACAAAGGCGGCGACCCCCUCUACGGUUACUGCAACCUCAAAGACAAGUGCAACAAAUUUCACGUCUGCAGAGCCUUUGUCAGGGGGGAGUGCAGACUCCAAACCUGCAAACGGUCCCAUCAGCUCAUUUAUGCCACCUCCCUGAACCUGCUGCAGGACCAAGGGCUGAGCAUCCCAAGUGUCGUGAAUUUUCAGAUCAUUGCUACCUACAAGCACGAGAGUCUGCACGAGAGGCUUGAACGUAAAGAUGACUCAUCUGCUGCCCCUGAGCAUCCACAAAGCCCUGACAAGCAAGGAGCCUGCACAGCCAGCACUGCAGAAGCCCGGCCUCCUGUCCCUGUCGCUGCUCAGUUGUGCACGGGGCCCUGCCCAGGUAACCCCUAAAGGGCACUGAAGCAGUGAGGAGCACUGUCCAUCUGGGAGCAUCUGAAAGCAAGGCUUCUGCUGGGCUCGUUCUCGGCCGUCCAUCCCGGAGUCCGUUGCUGAUGCUCGUGAUGAUACGCACCUCAAAUGUGGAUUGGGAGGGGAGCAUUGAGGAUGGGUGUUUGGGCAUGAGGUUGGAUGCCGAGCAGACAAAGAAGAGGGUAAAAUUUAACUGCAAAGCCUCGAAGUGUAGCUUCGCACAGGGCUGGUUUCCCCAGACCUCUGGUCCCGCCAUCUGCACACACAGUUUCCAUUGUGAUAAUUGUGGGGUGUGUACACUUUGUACACGGGUUUUUACUGAAGUGUUUCAGCUUUCUAUCUUUAUUCACAUUUAUACAAUUACCUUGUUUUUUUGCACAUACACAUUGUUAUAUCCUAGUUUACCUCCCUUAUUCUGGCAUAAUUCAAUUCUAACAAAUUUUAAAUAUAACUUUUUAUAAAAUCUGCACAGUAUUGAAACUGUUCUUUACUUUUGCUUAGCUUAUGGGUGCUAACACCAUCUUCUUAAUAUUGCUUGCAGCUGUGUUCCGUAUGUAUCUGAUUCUACACAGGGCCUUUUAUUAUUGCUAAGUCUCCCAGAGUGCUGAUGCAGGCUGCCCUUUAAUAUCCACAGAAGGGGGGCAACUACACUAUGCCUUGGAAAGCCACACUUUGGAGAUUCAUCCUCAACCAACACCACAGAGGAAAUAGUCUUGGGGUUCUCAGCAGAUUUCUUGUUUUUUUCUUUGUUGCUUUUUUUUGCGGGGGGUUAGACAGGGUCUCAC
Messenger RNA from Fukomys damarensis (Damara mole-rat), 1589 nucleotides. RefSeq names its product zinc finger CCCH-type containing, antiviral 1 like (gene Zc3hav1l). The record is from RefSeq and is a predicted model, not a curated record. The transcript is spliced from 6 exons. Bases 1 to 786 code for a protein of 261 amino acids. Lineage: Eukaryota; Metazoa; Chordata; Mammalia; Rodentia; Bathyergidae.